UUUUUUUUUUUUGAGACAGAGUUUCGCUCUUGUAGCCCAGGCUGGGGUGCAAUGGCGCGAUCUCGGCUCACUGAAACCUCUGCUUCCCAGAUUCAAGGGAAUUACAGGCGCCCGCCACCACACCCAGCUAAUUGUUUGUAUUUUUAGUAGAGAAGGUGUUUCACUAUGUUGGCCAGGUUGGUCUUGAACUCGUGACCUCAGGUGAUCCACCCGCCUCAGCCUCCCAAAGUGUUGGGAUUACAGGCGUGAGCCACCGUGCCCGGCUAGCUUGGAGUCUUCUUCACUUCUCCCUUUUGUCUUACUUAUAUAUGGUCUAGCAGAUCGCAUUAGCUCUGUCUUCAAAACACAUCCAGAAUCCAACCACGCCUCACCAGCUCCUUUGCUACCACUCUGGCCUCAGUUUGUCUCCUGCUCUUACCUGGUUUGUUGCAGUGGGCUUCCAGGUGGGCUCUCUGCCUCUCACUGUUAGGGGGAUACUAGUAGAACAGAAGUCAGGUCAGGUUGCUCCUCCUUUUAAACCCUCUCCUGGCUCCCACGUUACACUGCAAAAGUCUUCACCAUAUCCACGAGGCCCCAACCUAUUGGGUUCCUCCUCCUCCCUCCCCUCAACUCCCAUCACUUCUCUCAGUCCCCUGGCUCACUCUGCUGCAGCCACCCUGGCCUCCUCGCUGUCCUUUGAACAUAGCGAACACAUUGCCAUCUCAGGGCCUUAGUACUCGCUGUCCCUGAACGCACUGCCACCUCAGGGCCUUUGUACUCGCUGUCCUGUCCUUCUGGAUCAGGUCUUUUCAGGUGUCUGUGUGGCUUCUUCCACACCUCUUUCAGGUCUCCACUCAGAUGUCAGUUUCACAACCAGGCACUUGCUAAAAUACUACUCAAGCUAAAAUAACUCCUGUCACUGUGUGGCCCCUCACUUGGCUUUAUUUUUCUUCAUAACACCACUACCUGAUAUAGAUUAUUAUUAUUUUUUUUUUUGAGAUGGACUCUUGCGGGUCACCCAGGCUGGAGUGCAGUGGCGCAAUCUCGGCUCACGGUAGCCUCCACCUCCUGAGUUCAAGUGAUUCUCCUGCCUCAGCCUCCCAACUAGCUGGGAUUACAGGUGUAUGCCAGCAUGCCCAGCUAAUUUUUACAUUUUUAGUAGAGACGGGGUUUUGCCGUGUUGGCCAGGGUGGUCUCAAACUCCUGACCUCAAGUGAUCCACCCACCUCAGCCUCCCAAAGUGCUGGGAUUACAGGCGUGAGCCACUGCGCUGGGCCUAUUAUUAUUUUUUGAGAUAGAGUCUCGCUCUGUCACCCAGGCUGGAGUGCAGUGGCAUCAUUUCUGCUCACUACAACCUACGCCUCCCAAGUUCAAGUGAUUCUCCUGUUUCAGCCUCCCAAGUAGCUGGAACUACAGGCAUAUGCCACCACGCCUGGCUAAUAUUUGUAAUUUUAGUAGAGAUGGGGUUUCACCAUCUUGGCCAGGCUGGUUUCGAACUCCUGACCUCAAGUGAUCUGCCCACCUCAGCCUCCCAAAGUGCUGGGAUUACAGGCGUGAGUCACUGUGCCCGGUCCUCACAUCAAUUAUUGUUGGUUUAUAUCCACUGGGCUUCUUGGACCUCCCCACUAGAGUGUUUGACUCCAUGUGAAUAUGGAACCCAGCACCUAGAAGAGCACAUGGUGUUUAAAAAGUGUUGCUUCUCCUAUACUGUCCUCACCACCCUUUGGGGUCUCCCUGUGGUAUGGGGCAGGGUUGCUGAACUAGGAGGGUCAUGUGUGGGGUGGUAGGGUCAGAGGUGGGGGAAUAAACUGGGCAGAUUGUGGCGCCCAAGGGCAGAAGGAACCUUUAGUGUCUGAAGGAACUUGGAGGAAAUGCAGAUUUCUGGGCCCACCCCCAGAGUUUCUGCUUGUGUAUAGUUGGGACCCGACCUAGGAAGCUGCAUUUUCAUAAGCACUUGUGGUAAGGAUUAUGUUCCUUGGCCAUCACUGUGAGAAACACUGUUAGGCUGGUUCAGAGUUUGCUGGGGCCACUGUGGUGAUUGAGACAGCUCCUGACCCAGCCUGGGAGUCAGGGAGGGCUUCCUGCAGGAGAGGGGAUUGGAGCUGAGACCUGGAGGAUGACAGGGAAUGAGCCAAGGGGAGAAAACCUUGGCUGUAUCCCCAGUGUCUAGAACCCCAUUCCCUGGCAUCUCCCGUUAAAUUCACAAGCAGUCCCUGAAGAUACAAGAUUGAUUAAAAUGGCUCUGCCCUCACGGGCUCCUGGUCUGUCAAAUAAUCAACAGAUCACACAGAUGGUAACAGGGAGUGCCAGCCACUGUUUGAAGCACCUUAUAUACAUUAAAUAAUUUAGUUCAACAACAACCCUAUAAGGUAGGAGCUCUUAUUAUCCCGCUUUACUGAUGGGGGAAGGCCCAGAGAGGGCAAGUACUUUGCCCAAGGACACACCAAGGAGAAAGGCAGCUGGAAUCUGAACCCAGAAGUACCCAGCCUGCAGCAUGUGCCAUGCUUAAGGUGUGAGGCCGCAUUUGGGUUAGUUCUGGGAGGAAACAGGAGGUGGUCAGGGAAGGUCAGCUGGGUAAGGGGAAGGAAGACGAAUGUUUCUGUCUUUCAUGGUGGGAUCCUAGACAAGCCUCAGUUUCAUCCUCUGUAUAAUGGGGAUGGUUAUAAUACCCACCAGAGAGCAGAAUUUAGGGUGAGUCAUUCAUUGGGUUAAUAAGUGCGCAUGUUCCUUAUCUAAGGCAAAAGUUUGCCUUUGAGAGACAGUGGGAGAGGGAGUCGAUGCCCCAGGGGGAACUGGGGUGCCGCAGUGUGCACUGUAGAGAUUUCAUUGCUUGGUUUCCCAGAGGGCUUCUCUGUCUCUACAGUCUGUGGGGACAAUGUGGAAGGCUUUGGUCUGUAUUCUGGGGCAGUGAAGUGGGGGUUCUAUCCAGCCUCAAUUCACCCACGUGGUGGGGAGGUGAGGUCAGAAUGGGGUCGGGAAGGGGGUCAUCCAGGCCAGGCCACGCGUGUGAAUGUGGGGCGGAGGGCUGCUGCAGGAGAGAGCCCAGCUAGGGUAUGGCUGGGCUGGAAUAUGUGUUGGCGGUGGUGGGGAGCUGCAGAGUGUGGGGAAACAGCCAUCAGGUGCGGGCUGCCAAGGGCAGUGAUUUGCCCGUGUCUGGUAUGGGAGGUAGUGAUGUAGAUUUGUCUUUGGUGAGCCCAGCGUGGAGAGUUUUCAGCUCCGGCCCCGGGGUAAGAGCUGUGAAAUCUGUGAGCUAUCUGGGGAGAGCCAUUUGGAAGGUGGAGCCAGGGGUGGUGACGUAACGCUGGAAAGGAAAGGGGUCAUCCUAGUGAAUGAUGAGAGGGAGAGAGCUGGGGGCUGAAACACUGGGUGUAAGUGUGCCAGCGCCAUGAUGUCAUGAGGCCCGAGAACUGGGUCAGGUGUGUGGGCCAGGACGGGGCCUGGAGGGCAGCCGCACAGUGCUCGCAGGGAUGGGGUGGUGACGUCAUGGGUUGGUGAAGGCGGGGCCUCGAAGGCACCGCUGGGAUGCGUGAGGUCAGGAAGGAGGCAGAGGCUGAGAAGAGGAACUGGGAGAGGCUCAGGACUGGAAUGAAGUCAGCCACCAGGAUGAGCCACUGGUCAUUCCGAAGCAAGGAUGGAGGAUGCAGGUUUCUCUCUCAUCUCCUUCUCCAGCAACCUUGGCCAUGGACCAGCCGGCUGGCCUGCAGGUGGACUACGUCUUCCGGGGUGUGGAGCAUGCCGUGCGGGUGAUGGUUUCUGGGCAGGUGCUGGAGCUGGAGGUGGAGGACCGGAUGACGGCUGACCAGUGGCGGGGCGAGUUCGAUGCUGGCUUCAUUGAAGAUUUGACUCACAAGACAGGGAACUUCAAACAGUUCAACAUCUUCUGUCAUAUGCUGGAGUCAGCCCUCACUCAGAGUAGUGAGUCAGUCACCCUGGACCUGCUGACCUACACAGACCUGGAGUCCCUGAGGAACCACAAGAUGGGGGGCCGCCCAGGCUCCUUGGCCCCCAGGUCGGCCCAGCUCAACUCCAAGCGCUACCUGAUCCUCAUCUACUCCGUGGAGUUUGACAGGAUUCACUACCCGCUGCCCCUCCCGUACCAGGGCAAGCCAGACCCCGUGGUUCUGCAGGGCAUCAUCCGGUCACUGAAGGAGGAACUGGGCCGCCUGCAAGGGCUGGAUGGCCAGAACACUCGGGACACCCGGGAGAAUGAGAUCUGGCACCUGCGGGAGCAGGUGUCGCGCCUGGCGUCCGAGAAGCGGGAGCUGGAGGCGCAGCUGGGCCGAUCGCGCGAGGAGGCGCUGGCCGGGCGCGCGGCGCGCCAGGAGGCCGAGGCGCUGCGCGGGCUGGUGCGCGGGCUGGAGCUGGAGCUGCGGCAGGAGCGCGGCCUCGGGCACAGGGUGGCCGGCCGUCGCGGCCAGGACUGCCGCCGUCUGGCCAAGGAGCUCGAGGAGGCGAAGGCAUCGGAGCGGAGCCUGCGCGCCCGGCUGAAGACGCUGACCAGCGAGCUGGCAUUGUACAAGAGGGGGAGGCGGACUCCGCCGGUGCAGCCGCCCCCGACGCGGGAGGACCGGGCCUCAUCGUCCCGGGAGCGCUCCACGUCGCGAGGCCGCGGCGCCGCGCGCUCCUCAUCCCGGGAGAGCGGCCGCGGGAGCCGGGGUCGGGGUCGGGGCCGCCCUGCGCGCCCCUCGCCCUCGCCCACAGGUGGUCGCGCGCUCCGCUUCGACCCCACGGCCUUUGUGAAAGCCAAGGAAAGGAAGCAGAGAGAGAUCCAGAUGAAGCAGCAGCAGCGGAACCGCUUAGGCAGUGGGGGAAGCGGGGACGGUCCGUCCGUCUCCUGGUCUCGCCAGACCCGGCCCCCUGCUGCCUUGACUGGCCGAGGGGACGCCCCUAACCGCUCCCGAAACCGCAGCUCCUCAGUGGACAGUUUCCGCAGCCGCUGCUCGUCUGCCAGCUCCUGCAGCGAUUUGGAGGAUUUCUCUGAGUCGCUCUCCAGAGGGGGUCACCGCCGCCGUGGGAAGCCUCCCAGCCCAACGCCCUGGAGUGGGUCCAAUAUGAAGUCUGCCCCCGUGGAACGCAGCCACCAUCAGAAAUCUCUGGCCAACUCCGGGGGCUGGGUCCCCAUCAAAGAGUACAGCUCGGACCACCAGGUGGCUGACAUGGCCGAAAUAGACGCACGCCUGAAGGCCUUGCAGGAGUACAUGAACCGACUGGACAUGCGGUCAUAACGUGGAGAAGGGGUACUGCCCCUCCAUCCCCCACCCACUUGCUGGGUACGGUGUGGGGGGUGGGGCCAGGGUGGCCUCCAGCCCUCAGUCCCUGCCCUGGCCCCAUCCCUCCUGCUGCCCCUGGGGUCUCAGGUGUGUGAGGCCCUGACCCUGCCCUCUCCCCAGGCAGUGCAUGCUGGGAGGGAGGAUGUGUGCAUUUUGUAAAUAAACGUAUUUGCCCUGGGGA
Pan troglodytes (chimpanzee) is the source of this 5430-nucleotide messenger RNA. RefSeq names its product coiled-coil domain containing 61 (gene CCDC61). Bases 3618 to 5204 code for a protein of 528 amino acids. Gene Ontology annotation, cellular component: ciliary basal body. The record is from RefSeq and is a predicted model, not a curated record. Lineage: Eukaryota; Metazoa; Chordata; Mammalia; Primates; Hominidae. The transcript is spliced from 14 exons.